UUGGAGAUGUUGGAAAUGGUUGAAUUAAAGUCAAGACCCUUGUCGAGUCAAGAUUCAAGAAUGAUAAUCAAAUAAUCACCACGCCAUCUCUCUCUCUCUCUCUAGGAUGAUUCAGAGAUGGCACAAGAAGAAAACCCAACUUCCACUCAUAGCACUAGUCUGCUUCCUGUUCGUGUUCUGUACCAUUUUCUUUAACGAGCGCCGAUUUCAAGAAAUCCACCGUAAAGAAAAUCGGAAAGGAGAUGACAUUGGUACUCGUAAUGAUGUUAAGCAGGCGUUUUUAUCCAAACCCACACCCUCUUCCCUGAACAGCAGUCGCCUGAAAGUUCCUCCAGUGGCUUUGGAUAGAUUCAGUAGCUGCAAGUCUACAGUAAACUACAGUGGGCAGAAAGCCAGAUGGGAUAUCAAUUUGAUUCAAUCUGAUAAACAUGAAAAAGAAAAGAAGGAUUCAUGCGAUUUGUUUAAAGGCAAAUGGGUAUUUGAUAACACUUCAUAUCCUCUUUAUAAAGAGUCUGAAUGCCCAUACAUGUCUGAUCAAUUGGCUUGUCACAAACAUGGAAGGCCUGAUUUGGAGUAUCAGUACUGGAGAUGGCAACCUCAUGGCUGCAAUUUGAAGAGAUGGAAUGCAACUGAGAUGUGGGAAAAGUUAAGAGACAAAAGAUUGAUGUUUGUAGGGGAUUCACUAAACAGAGGCCAAUGGAUAUCAAUGUUAUGUCUUUUAGAGUCUGUAAUCCCUCCAGAAAAAAAGUCAAUUACCCCAAAUGCCCCUCUUACCAUCUUCCGAGCAGAGGAGUAUAAUGCCACAGUGGAAUUUCAGUGGGCCCCACUUAUAGUGGAGUCAAACUCGGAUGAUCCGGUCAACCAUCGAUUGGAUGAGAGAAUAAUGCGUCCAGAUUCAGUUCUUAGACACGCAUCUGAAUGGGAGCAUGUUGAUAUAUUGAUCUUUAAUUCAUAUUUGUGGUGGAGACAAGGCUCAGUGAAAUUGUUAUGGAGUAACGAAGAAAACAGAGUUUGUGAAGAAGCAGAAGGGUUAGAAGCAAUGGAAUUGGCCAUGGAAGCAUGGGCUAAUUGGAUAAAAUCUAACAUUGAUCCAUUCAAGAAAAAAGUCUUUUUUGUUACCAUGUCCCCUACUCAUCUCUGGAGUCGGGAAUGGGAAUCGGGAACCGAAGGGAAUUGUUACGGUGAAAAAUCUCCAAUUACAGACGAAGGGUAUUGGGGAAGUGGUUCUGAUUUAGCGACAAUGAGGAUGGUGGAUAAUGUUGUAAAUAAGUUGAAGUCGAGGGUUAGUAUUAUAAAUAUUACUCAGAUGUCGGAAUACAGAAAAGACGGCCACCCAUCAAUUUAUCGGAAAUUUUGGGAGAGUAGAAGUGCGGCGGAAUUGGCGAAUCCGAUGAGUUAUUCCGAUUGCAUUCAUUGGUGCUUGCCAGGUGUACCGGAUGUUUGGAAUGAAUUAUUAUUCCAUUUUCUAUAAAUAGAAAGUUAAUUGGACUUUUUUCUUUUUUUGAAUGUUUUGUAUUUUUAUGGUGUUGUGGGUUUUUGGUGAAAACAAGGUUUUGAAUUUGCAUAUUGAAGGUGAAUAGAAAGUGCAU
Lactuca virosa is the source of this 1589-nucleotide messenger RNA. The record is from the annotation of a GenBank genome assembly. NCBI's taxonomy places the organism in Eukaryota, Viridiplantae, Streptophyta, Magnoliopsida, Asterales, Asteraceae.